Molecule: messenger RNA, 4653 nt
Organism: Sarcophilus harrisii (Tasmanian devil)
Lineage: Eukaryota; Metazoa; Chordata; Mammalia; Dasyuromorphia; Dasyuridae
Gene: KLF3
Product: Kruppel like factor 3
Exons: 6
Coding region: 34-1227 (397 amino acids)
Biological process (GO): regulation of transcription by RNA polymerase II
Molecular function (GO): DNA-binding transcription factor activity, RNA polymerase II-specific; RNA polymerase II cis-regulatory region sequence-specific DNA binding
Source: RefSeq, a predicted model, not a curated record
UUUAUUUCUGACAAAAUGUUGCUAGGCUUGUGAAUGAAGUUACUACCCAUGGCCUUUUUGCUAAAUAUGGGUAUCGGAAUCAUGCUUCCACGUGAAUUCAGCACCAGGCUCUUGGACACAAAGCUUUCAGCUGUGAUGACAAAACACAAGAGCAUCUUGGAGGAUUUAACUAAAAGAAUGCUGAUGUUUGACCCUGUCCCUGUUAAGCAAGAGGCAAUGGAUCCUGUCUCAGUGUCCUAUCCAUCUAAUUUCAUGGAACAUAUGAAGUCAAACAAGUACAGUGUCAUUUAUUCUACACCGAACAUGUUACACAAUAAAUUCUAUCCGACCCCGGAAGGCCUUAAUUCUAAUGGAAUCCAGAUGGAGCCCGUCGAUCUCACGGUGAACAAGCGGAGUUCCCCACCUUCGGCCGGAAGUUCCCCUUCCCCGCUGAAAUUUCAGACUUCUCACAGGCGAGCCUCACCUGGAUUAACUAUGCCCUCGCCUAGCCCACCUAUGAAAAAGUUCACACCGCCCCCGCCGGGCGUCCAGCCCUUCAGCGUGCCGUUGCCGAUCCCACCAGUAAUGGCGGCCCUUUCUCGACACGGAAUUCGCAGCCCUGGAAUCCUUCCAGUUAUACAGCCGGUUGUUGUGCAACCUGUACCUUUCAUGUACGCAAGUCACCUUCAGCAGCCUAUAAUGGUUUCUACUGUCCUAGCAGAUGAAUUGGAAAAUACAAAUAGCAUGCAAGUACCUGUAAUCGAAUCCUACGAGAAGCCUAUUUUGCAGAAAAAAAUCAAAGUAGAGCCUGGGAUUGAACCACAGAGGACAGAUUAUUAUCCUGAAGAAAUGUCACCCCCACUAAUGAACUCAGUAUCCCCUCCACAAGUUGCAAUGUUGCAAGAAAACCACCCUUCAGUCAUAGUCCAGCCUGGAAAAAGACCUCUACCCGUGGAGUCUCCAGAUACGCAAAGAAAACGCAGGAUCCACAGAUGUGACUACGAGGGCUGCAACAAGGUGUACACCAAGAGCUCCCACUUGAAGGCCCACAGAAGAACCCACACAGGAGAAAAGCCCUACAAGUGCACAUGGGAAGGCUGCACGUGGAAAUUUGCUCGGUCCGAUGAACUCACGAGGCAUUUCCGCAAACACACUGGGAUUAAACCCUUCCAGUGCCCAGACUGUGACCGGAGCUUUUCGCGUUCCGACCACCUUGCUCUACAUAGGAAACGCCACAUGCUCGUCUGAAGUCCGCCAGUCUCCGUAUCCACCCUUCUCUCGCCGCCUCCCUCCCUUUCUCUAACUCAUUUUUUUACAUGUACAUUUUAAUUUGGAUUCAGCUGGUCUGAAUCGCUGAGUUUAUACCAUUAAAAACUUCCAUAUGGUCAGUAAUAGAUGGUAUCUAACCCUCCUUUCUCCUUGCCACGGGUCAGACCUAAAGAAUGUGAACACUUCUUGUUUCUGGGGAUGCUAAGCAAACCCUCCUAGACAUGUUUAAUGUACUGCAUAAGGGAACGUGUAAACUAACCUAGCCAUUUGUCAGCGUCUCCAUGUAUUCACUCAUCAUAUAUUGACAAACCAGUAAAUGUAUUAGAAAUCCAGUAUCCAGACUGCUAGUUCUUGCAGAACUCCAUGCUUAUGGGCCCUAGAAUCUGGUUGGAGAGAGUGGAACCUUCCCCACGGGCUUAACCAGAACUGUGGCGGGACGAGACCCGAUCGGUCGGCUCCUCCUUAUCGUCACUUGUCAGAAAUCGCAUUUGUGUCCCACCUAAGUUAGAAACAGUAUUUGUUGUCUCGGCCUCCUGUGUUCAGCCAACAGAACACGUUCAGGACUGGGCGGUCAGCGCGGCUCCUCCUAGAAAGUGUCCACCAUAAAGUGGGGAGCAGGAGAGGGCUUGCGGGGAGGCCGGAUAGCUCCCCUCCUCCCCCCCCAGCAUAAGCAUGCUGGGGGGGGCUGGGGUCCUGGGAGCGUUUCCAUCAGCCCCUUCCUGAACUCCCACCCACUUCCCCAACCCAUGUUCCAUCCACAUCUCUGCAAAUUUGUACGAUGAGAAAGCACAAUCUUAGGUUCUCCACACUGGGUGCUCUGCUGCCAGAGGGAUGAAAAGCUGAGGUGGUGACGGGGAGAUCACAGAAGCCCCUUCCUUAGCUUUGGGGUCCCACAGGGCAUCGUGUACGUUCCCGUAACCUAAUGGGGUCUCACAUACUCUCGGGGGUGUCUGUGAGAAGCAGCUGUUGAUGCUUUCAUAGAUCCGUCCCUCUCUGUAAAUCGAGCUAGUGAGCCCAGAGCACACAGAGACACGCCGCGCAGAUUUCCAAAUGCACCCGCCAUUCGGGGAUCCGCGCGUGUCCGCUCGGCCCCUCCCCUCAGCGAGCAGCACCCUGGAGGUCCCAACAGGAGGAUGCUCGGGACUGGUGAGAUCAGCUGACGGGGUCCCGGCCAUGGGACGAGCAGAGCCGCCAGAACCCUGUUGGAACUGGGAUCCCUGAGGAAGUUCUUCCUCAAAAGCUGGCUUUUGAGCAGUACUGUCAAUCUGGGAUAUUGGGGUGGCCCGAUUUUCUGUUCUCCAUUAGCAGAUGGGGCACCCAGGACUAAAAGGGGGCACCUAGGAUCUGAGGUGUGGCCGUGCAGAAGUAGGGAGAGGAGAGGCGCGAGUGAAAGUUGUACCCCUUGGGACCUCUCGACUUCUAAGGAAAAGAACGUGGGUUCAGUAACGACUGAAAGGGGGCCGGUGCGUUUCACCAUCCUGAAGAUUCCAUCACCUUUUGAAUCCUGCAAGAGUUAUGUGGGAGAGCCAGUUGCUAUGGCAAUAAACUAAGCAUCAGGAAAUUCAAAUGUGGAACAGUUGUACAUUUUCCAAACCUAUUCCGUUUCUCCAACAUCGAUGACCCACAUUAAAAUGACUGUUUUGGUUAAGAUGUUUUCGAAAUGAAUGUAUUAUCUUGGCUUAUCUGAAUUAUUUGGGUUUUUUUUUCUUUAGUCCAGAAUUGAUAAUUUUAUGGAUUAAAAAACGGAUUCACAAUUUGAUUCCCCCUUCCCUUCUCUUCCACCCCUUUCCCCCCCAAAAAAAUAACAUGAAGAGAUACCAUUCAGGCCAAAACACCAGCUUGAAAUUCAGUUAAUGUCCUCAAGAACCAAGAUGGAACGAAAAUAGGAAGGGCGUGUCUGAUCCAACGAAUGUAGUUUGUGCUGUUCUACCCCCCAAAAAGUCAUUUUUCUCAACUUGUAUGGAAUCUGUAGAAGAGAAUGGAGUGCACUGAAAUUUGAGCUUUCAGAGGUGAUUUGUCAGUGCUUUUAACUUGUUUUGUAUUGGUUUGUUUCGGUAAGAAAGAGCUAUCAACAAUCAACUUCAAAAGGAAAACGAUCCUGAGACCUGAUUACGCGUUCCCAUAUUACUCUAUCUUUAGUUUAAUAUUUGGCCUUCUCUCAAAUCUUCCUUUAUAAAUAUUGUAUUUUACUCAUAGAUGAAAAUCCUAGUGUCUUAGCAGUUUGUAGCUGUUUAUUGUGGAAGGAGUCAAAUACAGCAUAAUCUCGAAAUGCCCUUGAACGUAUUUAGGUUGUAUACCCUAUCAUUCUCGACGGUGGUUUUAGUAACAACAUCCUUAAUUGACUACAAUUGUACACAUGGAAUUUUUUUUUCUUAAUUCCAUUUGCUAAAGGAUUUCUCAAAUUAAGUGUUAUGGGGAAGAAGUCAGGAAAUAACCAUCUGUCUUAUUAGAGUUUUAAAAUGUGAAUCUACAUCUUCAAUGGGCAUUAACUAUCUAAUGGACUUUGGGGCUAGGGGAUGUAUUAGCAGAAUAGCUACUACAUACAACUAAGGAGAUGCUAAAUUAGCAGAAGGUUCUCAAGAGCCUUGAAACAUUCAUAGGAGAACUAGAGGGAUAUUUUUUAAAAUGGAACACUCAACUGCACUAUCAGUAUUGCACUAACAAAGGAUUCUAGGUGAUUUUGCUGAUAAUGUAUAGCCCUGUGUGUCAUUUGUGAGCAGUUUAUUUUUUGACAAUCUCUUCGAGGAAAGCAGGUUUUGGCAGCGAUUUGAUUUGUUUAAAAAAUAUACCAUAGUUCUUGACUAAUCCCCAGAGUACAUAAAAGUUGGUCAGAGUAUGUUCUCUUCUUUCUCCUCAGUCAAAGUUAACGACUUCUAAAACGACUGAAAAUUCUAAAAUUAAGCCAUUUUACACACAUUAAAUGAGGGCUACGCCAAUCUUAUGUUUUACAGAUACUAGCACUUUUUUUUUUUAUUUUGCUAUUUAUGUACUUAAUGUUAGAGGGUCAAAAUAAUCUUUCUGCUUAGCAUCUCUUAAACCAUACCUGCCAGUAUAGCGGGAUAUUACAUUUACAGUACUUUUAAUACUUGUGUAAACUAUGCAGAAAUUUUUAAUAAAGUGUAAUAUAUUUUAUAAGCUAAUAAGACUGAAUGGGUAAGAGGUUUUUAGCAUGCAUUAGUAUAACUUGCAAAUACUGAAACAUUUUGGUAAUCUUUCUUACUAAAGAUGUGAAUGUUUAAUGUACCUUCACUGUUUCUACUUUGGUAGUCCAAUGGGAAUUCAGUAAUGACAUUUUGUCAUGUCAAACUGUGAACAUAAAUUUGUACUGUACAGUCCUCAUAUACUAUAUACCAUAUGCAAUAUAUGUAUUAUAAACUUGUUAAUAAAACCAUCUGAAUAUUAAAU